AUGCACACACCACAUGACCUGCCCUCACAAAUGGGACCUCUCUUAUUUCUUCCUUGGAUGGCAGGCGAGAUGGUGGAAAGCGAAUGAGGAUGGGAAUUGGCAGGCGGACCCGAAACGACCAUAACUAGAGCGGGAGCACAGGUUCUGCUAGCAGCUGCUAGCUCCUGAUAAUGCCACUGAUUGCACAAGCGGCUGCUUGGAGGAUGGACUGGGAGUUGACCUUUGGGAUUACAGUGGAGAGGAGGCAGGAGUGAGUGUGUCUGCUUCAACAGCUGCUUGAGGGAACAGGUAACUCAUUAACGGCCAGUAAAGGUUUCUGAUAGUGUUCAGCAUGUCGUCUCAGACACAGAGACACAACAUAAUAAACUCUAAUCUCAGCCCGACAAGGUAACUUUCGACAAGCUUUUGCAAAACUUCUCCCCUCGUGCCCACGCUCACUUUCGGACAGCGUAUAUCUCUACCGCAUCCAAUACCAGGGACUAGGAGAACACAGGGACGACCAGCACAUGCCUGGAUCACAUGCAGACAAUCAGCACUUUGCUUGGGUAGCGGCGGCAGCGGCGGCGGCAGAGGGGGAAGGAGUCGCUCUGAGCUGCAGCACUGACUAUGGAGCCGCUGGAGGAAUACCACUCUCCGUUUGACUUUGAACAAGGAGUCAAUGCCAGCUACCUCUACCUCUCCCCAGCCUACAGCGACACGCCACCCAGCUCGCCCGCCGGCAGAGCCAGAGGCACUCAGGAGCAUUCGGACUCAGUCCCAGAGGUGGGAGAAGAUGCGAUGGCGUCCGUCGGUCCCCCGCCGUCUGCCCCCGCCAUGACGGAGGAGGAGCGUCAGGAGCUGCAGCAGGAGCUGGCCAAGGUUGAAGAUGAGAUCCAGACUCUGUCCCAGGUGCUGGCAGCCAAGGAGAAGCAGUUGGCGGAGAUCAAGAGGAAGCUGGGCAUCACUCCUCUCAAUGAGCUGAAGCAGAACAUCACCAAGACCUGGCAGGAGGUCACCACCUCCACUGCCUACAGGAGGACUUCUGAAACUCUGUCUCAGGCGGGUCUAAAGGCCACGGCAGCCUUCACCAAUAUGGGCUCAGCCAUCAGCCGAAAAUUCGAAGAUGUCAGGAACGCACCAACUUUCAAGUCCUUUGAGGAGAGAGUCGAGACGCUGAAGACCAAGAUGUCUCCCUCAGCAUCCAGCUCUGACCCUGCCGACCAGGACGACGGCCCCCCUCCCACCAGCGACCCCCUGCUCCCUGAGCCACAGGACUCGCCCACCAAGGACUCGCCAAUGCACUGAGGGCGGCCUGACCCCCCCCCAACCUCCCUCCGACCCCUUCGUCCCUCCUCACUUGACCCUCUAACCCCUCCCGGGCCCUCGCCGCUCACCUCCUUAACUCCCGUGUGCCAGUCGCUCUUUAUUGCAAACAAAUGACUCACCAUCGGCCUCCCUGUGAUCUAAUUGUCUGCUCCGGUCUCCUGACGCGCUCUCACUCCCUAACCAGUGUGGAAACUCGACGCAUGCAGACAGGAGGGCCUUCUGAGCCCUUCGUGGAUGGUUUUUUUUUUUUGUUUUUUUUUGAGCGUGUUUGGGCUCCGGAUGGGAGAAAUGCUUUCCUCUCCUCCCUCUCUUCUCCCUCUCUGCCUUUAUUAAACCAGCACAAGCCCAGAUGCCAAAACACGCUCCAAUUAAUUGUUUAUGGAAUUCAUGCUUCAAUGUUUAUCUGAGUGGAGAAAAGAAAGAAAAAAAAAAAAAAAAGAAUUUACACUUUCUGUGUGAGCCAGACGGAUGUUGUCUUGCAUGAAACUUGUAU
Salarias fasciatus (jewelled blenny) is the source of this 1798-nucleotide messenger RNA. RefSeq names its product tumor protein D52-like. The record is from RefSeq and is a predicted model, not a curated record. NCBI's taxonomy places the organism in Eukaryota, Metazoa, Chordata, Actinopteri, Blenniiformes, Blenniidae. Gene Ontology annotation, biological process: B cell differentiation. Gene Ontology annotation, cellular component: cytoplasm. Bases 607 to 1284 code for a protein of 225 amino acids. The transcript is spliced from 6 exons.